GCAGUCGCUGGCAACGCCAGCAAUGGAGAGAUCACUUGGCCCACGCCUCACACCGUCCAUGUACGUGCUGACUCCGGCGGAAGACUCUGCGCCUCCUCACCAAAUGAGCGGCUACGACUCUGUUCAGACCGUGGGAGGGAUAUAGAGACGCGCGGGACGGUUGAUAGAGGAUAUUCUCAGUUAUGUCUGCGGGUUCCGGCCCAUCGAAGGAUGCAUCAAGGCUGUCUUGGACACCGCUCGUAGACAGUUCGGGCUCAGUUCAGUGCUGUGUAACAUUGGGUUUCAUUUUCUUCCUGCGUUCCAGGCCACACCUUGUUGAGAUUAUGGUCGAGGUCCUUCUAGGCUGCCAAACGCCCAUUCCAUUCUUCAUUGUUCUUGUGGGGCCAUGGCCUCUCUGCCAGAAUAUACUAUCGAUCGAAUCCACGCCAGCAGUCGAGGACUGGUGUGCGAUUUUGGGGUCGAUCGGAAGGCGAUCCUGGAGUGUGGCACAGUCGGCUGACUCAUGGAAGCUACGAGUAGCUGUCCGAUCGGCAUCAAGCUCUUUCAGGUGGGUACCCGCACAGGGCAAGUAUGUCCUUCCGUUCUAUAAUUGACUGGUGCAGAUCCGCACUGGGGAGCAACUAGGACCGUCACUACGCUCUGAUGCGCCGAGCAAGACCACAGGCACAGCUGAGAAGGCAAGAAUCGAAUUCGAGUAGACUUUCAGUGCCAUAAAAGGCGCGAGAGGGGAAAGACUCAAGGAAAACGCGAUCUGCGUCGCUGACUUAUGGCGGGAGGAGCGAGUUGAUGGCGAGCCUGGGCGAGAUAUUGC
Mycena citricolor is the source of this 811-nucleotide messenger RNA. Lineage: Eukaryota; Fungi; Basidiomycota; Agaricomycetes; Agaricales; Mycenaceae. The record is from the annotation of a GenBank genome assembly.